AUGUCAUUCCAAAACAAACACGCGUCAUCGUCGUCAGAUAUUUUUAUGUCGUCACGAGAUCGCAAUCUUCCACUGGCUUGCGUUCUCUUCUUCAGUCCCAUCUCUUCCAAACCCAAUUUUUCGAUACGGCGCGAAAAGGCUCCAAGCACGAUGUUGCGCCUCAAACGAUUCGUCUCUCAUCACCGAAAGCCUCCAAUUCGGGACUCUUCUCGCAAUAGUUUCGAAGAUCUCUGUUUCACGGACAGGAAACUGUCCACAAACCCUACUAAGAGACUAUCUUGGCUGUCUCAAAGUCCUUCGAUUGACCAUGCACCACUUCGAAGAACCAACAGCCAGGCGACAGUACGAGCUUAUCAGAAUCGCACGGCAGCCGCAACUGCGCAUUCCUCCGCCACUUCUUUGUGCAGUUGUGAUUGCGCUGCGAAUCCAGCCGCGGUCGAGCUGCCUUUGUCAAAAGAAUUGCCCGCAUCAAAUGAACCCGAGAUUCUUUAUCUCCCUCCAUUGCCCCCAGAGAAAGCUUCGGACGAUGCGCAAACAUGGCGCCUCAUAUUCUCAGAUUCUCCAUCGCGAUCACCGGAAUCAAGUAUUUCGAAACCAGGCCGAAAGAAGAGCUCGACAGCGACAAUUGCUGCAGGAUCUACCUUUGACCUCAUUGGAGCUCUGGCGCUGGAAGCUCCGGAUGAGGAGAACACACCAACACAAAGCCUCAAAUAUACAUACGAUUCAGAUAUGGAAGACUUCUCAGAUAACGUCGAGCAAUUGAUUCGAGAAACCGACGCAGCAUUCCAGGCCGUUGGAAAUGCGUUGGCCGAUGCAAAGGCCGCGACUCGAGGCUGGGACGACGACGUACCUGUGGCACGCAAUGCUUCAGAAAUCCGAGGUAUCCCGAGAAAAAAUCCAAGACCGUCAGUAACUCCUCUCAAAACGCAAGCAUUGCGGUCAAUGUCCGUUGCCAAAAAGAAGAAGCCAGCGAAACGGAAUCUCUUAGGUAGGGCGCUGCGAAGUGUCCCUCCACCGGUUGCAAGUUCGCCGUCGAGAUGGACCCUGAAUGAUAUGACAACAAAUGUGGUGGAUGUGCUAAGCGGAAAGAUCUUUCGAACAGAGGUCGAUGAGAUGUUGACGCCCGGGAGACUGCAACAGCUGCAAGAAAGCAUCAGACUCUCUAUCGAGCACCGAGAAUCCGUAGAUGCAAUUCGUGUUGCCGAAGCAGAGGAUGAUAUUGACACACCAACAGAGCCCUUCUACCUUGAAAGUCUCUCCAAUCGGCUUGAUGCUGCUCAAAAGUGCGCUCCUCAUUUCCCAAGUCCGACCCUGCCACCCCCAGCAAUACCGCAGCGACAUCCAAAGAGACCUUCGAGACCUAACCCGCCACGAAAAGUCCAGUUCGCAGACAAUGACGCAGGAAUGGUAGUCAACGAAUUAACCUUCCCCUCACCACAACGCAUCUCCCGUCGUCCCUCCACCUCAGGAAACGUCCCUCGUCUCCCCACAAUCCCCGAGAUCUCACCCCUGACACUCUCACCCGCCAAGCAAUUCACCUCCGUUUCCUCCAUUUUCCAACCCUCUUCUCCACAGCCAGGAGUAGAAGAGAACUGCAUCUACCUCCCCUGCGCACCGUUCACUCUCACUUCACCCCUUUUCCGGCACGGGACUAUCAGAGUCCCGAUUCCAUUCCGAGAGCCGAAUACGAAGUCCGAUGAGGAAGCGUUGGAUUGGACUGCGUUCCAGAUGGCGAUUUCGGGGACGGGGAGGAUUGAUGGGUAUGCGGAUAGCUAUGAGACGGAGGAAAGAGAGUGGGCAGAAUUAGCAGGGAUGGAGCGGGAGGCGGAUGAGAUUUUGCACUGGUGGGCUGGGUUUGGGUAUCAGGGGUGGGGAAGGAUGGUUGGCGAUAAGAGUUUGAAAGUUCGAGGAGAACGACGAGAUAGUUUGAGGAGGAAGAGGAAGGAGGAUAUCGAGCAAGUUAGCGCUGAAGAAGUAGGAAUCUCACCGAGACCCAGCGAGUGUUUGAAGAAGAUUGUUGAUACAGAGAAAAUCGUGGUUGCGGAUACCUCAGCGAUUGGGAGUAUGAAUGAGGUGCAAAGAAAGGGGUCUCUUGCAGACAGUUUACCGCCAAGUCCAAUGCUGGAUUUUGUGGUCCCUGACCCAAGUAAGGAUAUUGAGGUUAUCCCGAUGGGGUUUAACUUGGGACAUGAUUUGGGGGAUUUCUUGAGAUGGGAGACGAAUCAUGUACAGACGUUGUUUUUAUAG
Molecule: messenger RNA, 2247 nt
Organism: Hyaloscypha bicolor E
Lineage: Eukaryota; Fungi; Ascomycota; Leotiomycetes; Helotiales; Hyaloscyphaceae
Exons: 1
Coding region: 1-2247 (748 amino acids)
Source: RefSeq, a predicted model, not a curated record